CUCGCGGGCGGGUGGGGCGGGCUCGGCGCGGCGCUAAGAUGGCUGCCAAGGGCUUGCACUCGCACAUGAAGCUGGAAGGAGAGAUAGAGCGGUGCCGGGCGGAGGGGCACUGGGAGCAGCUCCAACACCUAGCGAAGCAGCUGCUGUUGCCAGCACGGCCCCGGCGCAAGGCGGCGGCGGGCGCGCAGGACACGGAGGACUACAGGAGUAUGCUGCUUGCUGAGGCUCUGCUGGAAGAAUGUUUGAAGGAAAACUUUGCCAAACUGAAGGACUCCAUUCCACUGACAGAGAAGAAUGAACCAAAACUGAGUGAUGCCAAGCAGUAUCUGACUAAUAUCUUAAGCAGAGGAGAGCUGCGACCUAAGUAUAUGACAGAAGCUAUGCUGAUCCUAGGAAAGCUUCAUUACGUGGAGGGAUCAUACAGAGAUGCCAUCAGCAUGUAUGCAAAAGCAGGAAUCGAUGACCUCUCAACAAAAGGUGAACCUCUGUAUAUGCUGCGUAUGGUGGCUGAAGCCUUCGUUAUCAAAGGUCUGUCACUGGAACGCUCAACCAACUCGGUUGCAUCACGUGCUCGGCUGUGUGAGAGGGAGGAGGAGGUCAUGGCUUGCUUUGAAACAGCUUGUGUCAUUACACAGGUGUACUUGCAGGAGCUUGAGAAGACCUUAAACAACACACAUUCAAGGAAUAUGAAGAGCAGCAAUGCGACUUACUCCGAGUUUGAACUUUCCUACUUCCUGGAAGCAGCACUACAGAGCGCCUUUGUGACUCAUCUAAAGAAGGGAAAUAUCGUGAAAGGAAUGAGGAGUCUGCGAGAAAUACUACGAACUGUGGAAACAAAAGCUACUCAGACCUUCAGAAUGACUGCAGCCAAACAACUAGCCCAAGUACUUCUCCAUUCUCUCAGUGAAGACUGUUACUGGAGCCCUUUAUCUGAUCCACUUCCUGAGUUCAUGAACAAGGAAGAUCAGUCUUAUGUUAGCAAUCUUCUUUGUCGGAGGCCUGAGCUGUACACAGAAGAGAAUGCAUACUGCCCUCAAGACAACGUAGAAGAGUCUCUUCUUCUCCUCUUAAUCAGUGAAUCCAUGGCAAACCGGGAUGCAGUAAUCAGCCGAGCUCCGGACCAGCAGGAUGAUAGAGCUGUCAGCCUCCGGGAUGCUUCUGCAGUCUACGACCUCCUGAGUAUCACGCUGGGCAGAAGAGGGCAGUAUGUUAUGCUUUCUGAGUGCUUGGAGAGAGCCAUGAAGUUUGCAUUUGAUGAGUUUCAUCUUUGGUACCAGCUUGCACUGUCCAUGGUGGCUUGUGGAAAGUCAGCAUACGCUGUAUCAGUGCUUAGAGAAUGUGCUAAACUGAGACCUACAGAUCCCACCGUUCCUCUGCUGGCUGCCAAAGUCUGCAUUGGUUCCCUGCACUGGCUGGAAGAAGGAGAGUACUUUGCUAAAACCGUGAUAGACAUGGGUGAGGAUGCUGGAGAGUCCCUAGCAAAGGGUUACCUGGCACUGGGCCUAACAUACAGUCUUCAAGCUACUGAUGCUACUCUGAAGGAUGCUCAGGAUGAAUUGAACAAGAAGGCACUUCAGACUUUGGAAAGAGCACGUGACUUGGCCCCAGAAGAUCACCAAAUCAUCCUCUACCUAUCACUGCAGCUGGCUCUUGUCAGACAGAUUUCUGAUGCUAUAGAACAUCUUCAAGAAGCACUGCAACUGUGCAAAGAUGACAUGAAUUCACUUCACCUGCUGGCCCUCCUCUUCUCAGCUCAGAAGCACUAUCAGCAUGCACUGGAGGUUAUCAACAUGGCUGUUGUUGAAUACCCAGAAAGCUUUAGCUUACUCUUCACCAAAGUAAAACUGGAAUGGAUACAUAAAGGACCUGAAGAGGCCUUGGUGACAUGCAGACAUAUGCUGCAGAUGUGGCAGAUGGUGUAUAAUGUUUUACAGCACAGUGGCUCUGAGAAAGGAAGUAGUGUGACUGAAACACCAGUGAUCAAAAAGCAUAAUGGACUGCAUCUUAUGCUCCCGGAUGCUCAUGAUACUGAAUGCGGUUCACAGCGAGCCUCCUCCCUUGCUGCAUCAAGAAUGGAACAGGCCAUGUCAGAAAUAACUAUGCAGAGCAGUGCAAUAAAGCAGGGACCACAGCAGCUGUGGACAGUUCUUCAACAAAUUUGGCUGCAAGCUGCUGAGCUCUUCAUGGAACAGCAGCAUCUCAAAGAAGCAGGCUUUUGUAUCCAGGAGGCAGCUAGUCUUUUCCCCACAUCUCAUGCUGUACUGUACAUGCGUGGGAGGCUCUCAGAGCUGAAAGGCAAUUUGGAGGAGGCUAGGCAAUUGUAUGAUGAAGCACUCACAGUGAAUCCAGCUGGAGUGGAAAUUAUGCACAGCCUGGGCCUGGUGCUGAACAGACUUGGACGGAGGGACCUGGCCCAGAAAGUCCUCAGAGAUGCCAUCCAGAUCCAGACCACCAGUCACAAGGCCUGGAACAGCCUUGGAGAGGUCUUGCAAGCUCAGGGGAAAAACGAAGCAGCCAUUGAAUGCUUCCUCACUGCUCUGGACCUUGAAUCCAGCAGUCCUGUCAUCCCGUUCACUGUCAUACCUAGGGAGCUCUGAAGCUUUGCUCUGCAGCUAAACACCUUCAUUCUAUGGACAGACACCAAAACCAGACAAAUAAACAAAGAAAAAGCCCAAUAGAAAA
This is a messenger RNA of Pogoniulus pusillus (Red-fronted tinkerbird), 2682 nucleotides long. It is a transcript of the gene TTC7A, whose product is annotated as tetratricopeptide repeat domain 7A. The transcript is spliced from 20 exons. Gene Ontology annotation, biological process: phosphatidylinositol phosphate biosynthetic process; protein localization to plasma membrane. Gene Ontology annotation, cellular component: plasma membrane. NCBI's taxonomy places the organism in Eukaryota, Metazoa, Chordata, Aves, Piciformes, Lybiidae. Gene Ontology annotation, molecular function: protein binding. The record is from RefSeq and is a predicted model, not a curated record. The coding region runs from base 39 to 2597 and encodes 852 amino acids.